Messenger RNA from Dendronephthya gigantea, 2096 nucleotides. RefSeq lists its product as uncharacterized. The coding region runs from base 147 to 1337 and encodes 396 amino acids. NCBI's taxonomy places the organism in Eukaryota, Metazoa, Cnidaria, Anthozoa, Malacalcyonacea, Nephtheidae. The transcript is spliced from 9 exons. The record is from RefSeq and is a predicted model, not a curated record.
UAGCUAGCUGAUCACCGAAUUCCGACUAUUUCCGACGUCCGUCCGAAGGAACGCCUUCCUGAUCAAUUAUUCCAAAGUAUGCAAUAUUUAAGUAUCUCAGGUAAAUAUUUGAUUAAAUGCAUCAAAUACAGCCUAACUAAAGCAAAAUGACGCUUUUUUGGCAUCAGAUAGCAACAUUGGCUGCCUUUAAAGUUAUUUUUCUUCUCUCUUUGUUGCCAGAUCCAGCAUUCUCAGAAUUGGACUUGAUAAGAUCAGGCGAACCAAAGAUAAUUCUAUUAACAAAUAAAUCAUUUGAGUUCCAAUGUACUGCAACGGGAACACGCAGUGAACUUGCUGGUGUUACCAUCACGUGGGAAGGACCAGAUGGCAAAGGUAUCCCAGGAAAUGAUGAUAAAGGAAAUAUUACAUCGAAAGACGGAACAGGAAGUGUCACAAGUAUUUUAAGGGUAUCAAAACCACCUGGUUAUCUAGGAGAUCAACCAGGCGUAAAAUUUUAUCAGUGUGCAUUAGAAAAAUCAUCAAAGCAAUUGAACUAUCAUGUCUAUUUUGUGGAAGAGGAAGCAGUUCCAAAGAUACACCCAAUUCAGCUAAAUCAGACUAAGUUCAAAGAAACAGUUCUUUUGAAAUGUGAUGCAUCAUAUAAAAAUCAAAAUUAUAGAAUAGCAGACAAAUUCACUGUUAUUUUGCAAUGGAAGAAAGGUGGGAAAACCCUGGCAAACAAAGUUUUCGAAUAUGAAACUGGCAAGAAUACUUCGACCCUCGAACACUCGUUUGCAGUCAACAGUUUUAGAGAUGGUGGUGAUUAUGUUUGUCAGUCACAAUUAAUGCUGGAAAGUGAAGCAGAUAAUAUCACCAGUUCCAAAAUAGUUGAAUUACAAAUAUUGCCAUAUCUUAAUGGGCCAAUAGAAAAAGAAGUAAAGGAUACCGCCGGCAGUGAUGUGUCACUCCAUUGUGAUGUGGUUGGCUAUCCAAUAACCUAUGAAUGGCGUGAUGAGGAAAAUUGCUUGAUUGGUGUUGAAAAAAAAUGCACAGAGUCCCGAAUCAGACCACGAGAGAAUGUCUUGUAUAUAGAUGAUAUUGACUACAAAGAUAGGAAAAAGUAUACAUGUGUGGGAAGUUUUAGAGGAAACAGCACACUCAAACAGUUCAUCAUUUUGAGAGUCAAAGAUCCACUGGCAGCCCUAUGGCCAUUCAUUGGCAUACUUGUUGAAGCAGUUCUUGUGGCAGCCAUAAUUCUUGCAAGUGAAUAUUACAAGAAGCAUUCUCAAAGUAAGAAAGAUGGUGCGAAUACAAAAACAGAAAUGGUAGAACAACCAACUACCUCUCACGACGCUUGAGAAAGCGUUAUCGGAAAUCAUGGCGAGAAAUCUAGGAAAUUCUCCAAAACAUUUUCACUGAAAUUCGGGAGGUUUUUUAAAACUCAGCAACAUUAAAAGCGUAUAUGUACUGUAUCGGUCAAAAUUUUAAGAAACAUAGGAUACUUUUGUGUGAAGGAACACUAAAUAGUGACCCAAGUUGAUUCUGGGUUUUGAUCUUAACCUUGAGUUUUGAGCAAGGGCGGUUUACCAGACUAUGUGCACAUGACAUUUGGGUAGUAUUCGAGUGGGUUCUAAUAUACAGCGUGUGUAAAUUUUCAUUGUUCUCAACAACCAGACAUGUUCACACAAAAUACAGAAAAACGUUUCGAUUAUAGUUGUACAUUUUCUGUCAUUUUUAUCCUCGAUUGAUAAUUGAUAUUGCUAGGGGCUAGUGCUUUCAUUUUGUGUGAACAGAUAUUUGAAAAUACGGUGUGCCUGGUGCUCAGUGCUGGUAAAACAGUGAUUUAAUUCUUCUAUUAUAAUAUAUGCAUAGCCAUAGGUAACUUAAUUUGAACACAAAUACGUGUUUUAUUUAAAAAUUCACUAUUGCCUCCUGGGUGGACGGCGAAAAAUCCAGCUACAUUGUAGGAUAGAGAUAGUUUAAUAAUAUUCUCAAGCAUUUUCUAUUAUGCCAUAACUUAAGACGUCAUAUCUUAAUGUGUUAUUAAAGCGAUGUGGAAAAUUCACUGAUAUGUAUUUUACGUCAGUGGGUAUCAGUGGAUAGAUUCAGUAGAUUUA